AUGCCGAGACAAAGACAGAGGGCAGCGCGAGCCCAGGCUGGCAUACACUUCAUCAUCGCAGAUCCCUCGUCGAGUCGGGAACGACCCGAUAAUCUUCGGAUAGUCCGAUCGCAUGUUGGUCGAUGGAGGUGGCAGCAAGCAAAGGAAAAGCUUGAACGUGAGAGCUCACUGAGUACUGGUGCCAACAACUCCUCCGAGACAUCCCCCCGCGACCAGACAAGCCCGGAUUCUGAGACCCCCGAGCCCUCUAUUGGGCAUACACCGGGAGAUUUUGGAGCAGAUACAGACGGCUUCCCUUGGCUGGUACCAGAGCCGGGAGUGUCUGACCCGACGUACUUUGAGCAAAAUGUACUGGAUGAGGAUGUUUUCACGUUCACAAAUCAAGAACUUGACACAAGUGUACCCGACUUUUGGGAGGAGCAAAACACGGGGAAUGAUACUGAGUUCGGCGCAUUGGGUUGUAUGAGCGGUAUCAGCCCAACCGUCUUGGAUCCUUUUCAGACCAUCGGGACAUCGCCCCUGCCCCUGAACCUUGUGAGUGGCGCCAACAAAUACUUAUUGUGGCCCGGUCUGAUGCCAAAGUCAUCCCUUGGUACAACUCACAUCGGUGUGCAACGAUGGUUUGCAAGUUCUGCGAGUAACGCAGCACUCCAUAGUACUCUGUUGUAUGGGUCAUACUCCCACAGAAGAGCGCUGUGGCUGGUGAAGCAACGUGGUCAUUUCAGCGCCGAUGAUGCCAAGCAAAUGGCCAUUUGUGAGGCAGAUGCCAUUGCAAGAAUCAAUCGUGCUAUCAAGAUCCCCGCCGAAGCCGUCACUGAUGAGUUGAUCUUGUGUGUUUUGUGUAUGGCGACGAACAAGUUGGAGAAUCCAUUAUGGGAAGACGUAACAGAGUCUCCAUUUAAUGCGCCGUUGCGAAGCUUGCAAUGGCUUGACGUGUAUGGUCGUUUGUCACCUCAUCCAGUUCACCAAGCUGGGUUACGCCAACUGGUGUCUCUGCGAGGGGGAUUGGAGAAACUCGGCCUGCCUGGACUCGCCACUGUGAUAUCAUUUUCCGGUGUCUUAGGCGCGAGCCGUUCCCUUGCCCGACCCACCUUCCCCUAUAUUUCAAUUCGCAGCGGCACUCGAAUGACAUUGAAGGAUAUACUUGGGAUUGAUGACUUCUCACAAAACCCAAAGUCUGAAAUAACUGAAGGCGACCACGUUAAUCCUGAGAUGCAAAAGAUUUUCCGAGGCUUGCGGAUAUAUGUCGAGCUCAUCGAAACGUAUCAAGACGGAAUCCAGAUGGGAAUGGACACCCUCUGCGACUACCGAAACGUCAUUCAGUGGCACGUCAUGUCCCUGCUACCGUCAACUCAGCUUGGGUCAGCUCAUGUGGGCUUCUAUCCUCUAUAUGAGGCUUGUCGCUUGGCUUUACUUACCUUUGGUGUGGGCAUCACAUUCCCUCUGCCACCUCAAACCGCUCCCCUGGCGAGCCUCGCCCGGAUGCUGCAGAUCGAGCUUCAAGUAUACAGCCAAGCGAUACAAAAUGAUUCAUUGGAAGUUCAAAGGCUGUACAGUUGGUGCCUCAUGGUGGGCGGGAUAGCAGGAAAGGGCUCGUCGGAGCGGAGCUGGUAUGCAAGCAAACUCCAACAUUAUGCCACAUCGCGGGGCCUAUCGACUUGGCACGAGAUGAGGGUGGAGUUAAGGGAGGUCUUGUGGCUCGAUAGCGCCUGUGAUUUGGCGGGGAAGAUGUUGUGGGACGAAGCAAUGAGUCUAUGAUUUUUUUGGUCUUGUUGUUAAUUUAGCGAGCGUUUAUAGAUG
This is a messenger RNA of Penicillium subrubescens, 1800 nucleotides long. RefSeq lists its product as uncharacterized. The record is from RefSeq and is a predicted model, not a curated record. NCBI's taxonomy places the organism in Eukaryota, Fungi, Ascomycota, Eurotiomycetes, Eurotiales, Aspergillaceae. The transcript is spliced from 3 exons. The coding region runs from base 1 to 1758 and encodes 585 amino acids.